This is a messenger RNA of Gryllus bimaculatus (two-spotted cricket), 195 nucleotides long. The record is from the annotation of a GenBank genome assembly. Lineage: Eukaryota; Metazoa; Arthropoda; Insecta; Orthoptera; Gryllidae.
AUGGCGGUGCUCGCUGGCCCACUGGCCGCGGUUCGGGAGGGCGCACGGAGGCUGGCCGAGGCGGCCGGGGCAGGGCGGGCGGGCGUGCCAGGUGGGCCCGGCAGGUCGGGGCGCUGGAAUGUGCUCCAAGAUACUCUCCGCAACAGCAUCGAGCUCUCUGGAGGAGUGGACGGCCCAAACGAAGAAAAUAUCUAA